AUGGCACCGACCACGAUGCAACUGGUCGCGUGCCUCCUCUCCGCCACCUCCAUCUCCUUGACGGCCGCCAACUCCAUCCCAUUACGGGAGCGCGCUCUUCUCGAGGCCGCAAGGGCUCUUCCCAACGCUGUCAGUGGCGGAUACGCCCCGGCAGUCGUCCCCUGUCCCUCAUCGCGUCCAACAAUCCGCAGUGCUGCCACUCUCAGCCAGGAUGAGACCGACUGGCUCACCAAGAGGCGCGCAGCCACUGUCCAGCCCAUGGCUGACUUCAUCGACCGAGCAAAAAUCUCGGGUUUUAAUGGCGCGGAUUACAUCAACAACCUCAGCAACAACAUCUCGGCCCUGCCCAACAUCGGCAUCGCCAUGAGCGGAGGAGGCUACCGGGCUUUGAUGAACGGAGCAGGUUUCAUUGCCGCUGCAGACGACAGGACGCCAGGUUCCACGGAUGCAGGCGGUAUUGGCGGUCUGUUGCAGGCGACGACCUAUGUGGCGGGGCUUUCUGGCGCCGGGUGGUUGGUCGGUUCCCUCUACAGCAACAAUUUCACAACCGUGGUCGACCUGAUGGACGGCAGCUCCGGGUCUGCCGUCUGGGACUUCGAGAACAGCAUCUUUGAGGGCCCGAAGGAGGGCAUCGCUGUCAUAAGCACCGUCAGCUACUGGAGCGAUGUCCGCGACGCCGUCACCAGCAAGGCCGACGCCGGCUUCCAGACCUCGGUCACAGAUUACUGGGGCAGGGCUCUGUCCUACCAGCUUAUCAACGACACAGACGGUGGCCCUGCGUACACCUGGAGCUCGUUCGCCCAGGAUCAGCAACUUAUCAGCGGCUCCAUCCCACUGCCCAUGAUAGUCGCCGACGGGAGAGACCCUGGGGUUGCCAUUGUCAGCUUGAACGCGACCAAUUAUGAGAUCAACCCCUGGGAGAUGGGCUCCUUUGAUCCCACAGUCUAUGGGUUCGCACCCACGCAGUAUCUGGCAUCUAACUUCUCAGCUGGAGAGAUCCCAAGCGGCGGCAGUUGUGUGCAGGGUUUCGACAAUGCCGGGUACAUGAUGGGCACCAGCUCUUCUCUGUUCAACACCUUCUUGACCACCAACAUUUCUCAGUACGCCGAUGUACCUUCGUUCGUAGGAGACGCCCUCACGUCUAUUCUGUCGCCACUUGGCGAGGACAACAAUGACAUUGCGCAAUGGGUCCCCAACCCUUUCCUGGGCUGGAACAACGCAACAAACCCCAACGCCGACCAGACUGAGCUCGGCCUCGUCGACGGUGGUGAGGAUCUCCAGAACAUCCCAAUAAGCCCUCUCCUGCAGCCCGUCCGAGCCGUCGACGUCAUCUUCGCAAUAGACAGCAGCGCAGACACCCCGUUCAACUGGCCGAACGCGACCGCCCUGCGCGCGACAUACGAGCGCAGCCUGAGCCCCAUCGCCAACGGGACCCUGUUCCCGCCGGUACCCGACGCCAACACCUUCAUCAACCUGGGCCUGAACAACCGCCCGACCUUCUUCGGCUGCGACGCCUCCAACUUCACCCUGUCCGCGGGCCAGUCCGUGCCGCCCCUGGUCGUCUACGUCCCCAAUGCGCCCUACACGGCCAACUCCAAUGUCUCGACCUUCACGCCCAGCUACACGCGCGAGGAGAAGAUGGGCAUCAUCACCAACGGGCUCAACGCGGCCACCCAGUCCAACAGCACCAUCGACGGCGAGUGGUCCGCAUGCGUCGCCUGCGCCGUGCUCAAGCGCAGCCUCGACCGCACGGGCACCGCCGUCCCGUCCACCUGCGACAACUGCUUCGGCCGCUACUGCUGGAACGGCACCCUCGCCACCGGCGAGCCCGCGCCCUACGAGCCGGGCUUCGCGACCGGCAACGCCACCGCCGGGUCCGAGAACGCCGGCCCCCGGGCUGGGCCUGCUACCUCGUGGGCCCUGGCGGCCGGCCUCGUCGCUGCUGCCUGGCUGCUGGUGUAA
This is a messenger RNA of Diaporthe citri, 1962 nucleotides long. RefSeq lists its product as uncharacterized. Gene Ontology annotation, cellular component: intracellular membrane-bounded organelle; cytosol. Gene Ontology annotation, biological process: glycerophospholipid catabolic process. NCBI's taxonomy places the organism in Eukaryota, Fungi, Ascomycota, Sordariomycetes, Diaporthales, Diaporthaceae. The record is from RefSeq and is a predicted model, not a curated record. The transcript has 2 exons. The coding region runs from base 1 to 1962 and encodes 653 amino acids. Gene Ontology annotation, molecular function: A2-type glycerophospholipase activity.